Rhododendron vialii is the source of this 2139-nucleotide messenger RNA. RefSeq names its product zinc finger BED domain-containing protein RICESLEEPER 2-like. NCBI's taxonomy places the organism in Eukaryota, Viridiplantae, Streptophyta, Magnoliopsida, Ericales, Ericaceae. The transcript has 5 exons. Gene Ontology annotation, molecular function: DNA binding. The coding region runs from base 1 to 2139 and encodes 712 amino acids. The record is from RefSeq and is a predicted model, not a curated record.
AUGAAUGGUUCAGGCGCUGGCAAAAGCACUGUGAAUUUAUCUCUCCCCAAAUUGGUCAAUACUACUUCCAGUUACUUUCCGAUAGAUAAAGAUACAAAAUUUAGUCCUAGUUUUCUCAACCUUUCCUGUGGCAACUUGAGCCACAAGACAAAGAUAUAUGGCCUAAUUUUUAGACUGGUAAAGGCUUUACAGCAAAAGAAAACAGCUUAUGAUUCUAUUUCGACCGGUGUGAUGGAUCCAGAUAAUUUUGAUUUCACGCUUGAUCGGGAACUUGAGGAUGAUGUUGUAGAUGUUGAAGAAGUUGAACUUGGAGGUAAUUCUAAUCCUCUUGUGUCUACGAAUGCCAAUGUUAUUGAUAUUCAAGAUGAUACAGUAGCUGAAGUUGGUCAAAAUAGAUUGAAAAGAAAGGUUCCACCACAAGUGCGUAAACUUAAAAAAGAGCCUGGAAAAAGAUAUAGAUCUCCUGCCUGGGAUCACUUCAACGAUAUUAAAGAGGGUGGGGAAACCAAAUGGGCUGAGUGUAAGUAUUGCCAGAAACGAUAUGCAGCUGAAAGUAAAAAACAUGGCGUUAGUAAUUUAAAAGCUCACAUCCCUGUUUGCCCAUUAUAUCCUAAUAGAGACCAACAUGGACAACAAAACCUUUCAUUUCGACCCACAGACGGGGGCGGUGUCAACGUUGUGACUCAUGUCUUUUCUUUUGACGAUUGUAAGAGAGCUCUUGCCGAAAUGGUCAUCAUUGAUGAACUACCCUUUAGGUUUGUUGAGGGGAUUGGGUUCAGAAAGUUUUGUAAGGUCAUGCAACCGAAGUUUUCACCGGUUUCUCGCCAAACGAUAACUAGAGAGGUUGGUGCAAUUCAUAAAAAUGAGAGGGCAAAACUGAAAAAAUUCUUGAAGGGUCGUAGGAUUUGCCUCACGACUGAUACAUGGACAUCAAUUCAAAAUCUUAACUACAUGUGUCUCACUGCACACUUCAUUGAUGAUGAUUGGAAGUUGCAAAAGAGAAUCUUAAACUUUUGUCAAAUUGAAGAUCAUAAGGGAGUUACCAUAGGCAAGAAAAUUGAGUCAUUGUUGCUUGAGUGGAAUAUUGAUGGUAUUUUUACUUUGACGGUCGAUAAUGCAAGUUCGAACGCCACCGCUAUUGAGUACUUGAAAAGGAAAACAAUGGAUUGGAAAAGGACUAUCUUGGAGCAUGAGUACAUACAUAUGCGAUGUUGUGCACACAUUUUGAAUCUUAUUGUUGUUGAGGGGUUGAAAGAUACGAGUGAGUCUAUUCUCCGUGUUCGUGAUGUUGUGAGAUAUGUGAGAUCUUCUCCACAAAGAAUGGAGACUUUCAACAAGUGUGUGGAGAAGGAGAAAAUUAAAUCGAAACAAACUGUGUGUCUUGAUGUGUGUACUCGGUGGAAUUCUACUUACUUGAUGUUAGAAGUAGCCAUCAAGUUUGAGAAGGCAUUCCAAAGAAUGGGGGAGGAAGAUAGUAGUUUCAUAAAAUUUUUUGGCAUAAAAGAAGGCGAGGACGAUUUGUCAUUAGAGUUGGAGGGUGGCCAAAGUGGGAGCCAUAGGAUUAGUGUCCCAACUCCAAGACAACCAACUGUCCCAAACAAGCUUGAUUGGAAGAAGUGUGGGUUGUUUGUUACAUUUUUGAAACUUUUCUAUGAUGCAACCAAGAAAUUUUCGGCUUCCCUUUUUGUCACAUCCAAUGUGUUCUUUCAUGAGUUGUAUGAGGUUCAAACCCGUAUAGAUGAAUUAAUUGCCAACCGAGAUCCUUUUAUGUCUUCAAUGGCAAUUGAAAUGAAACGAAAAUUUGAGAGAUAUUGGGGGGAUGGAGAGAAAUUCAAUCCCCUACUUUAUGUGGCAGUGGCAAUGGAUCCCCGAUUUAAGUUACGGUUGGUGAAGUUUUGCUAUACAAAAUCUAAAGGAAAGGCAGAGGGUGAGAAAAUGGAGAAACAAGUGAAGGAUGUUUUGAACCGGUUGUAUGAUUCUUAUGCGAAAGAGGGUGAAGGUAGACAAAAUGUGCCUAGUGCAAGUCCAAUGCCGAGAGUAAUGGAGGAGAAUGAGGAUUGUGAUCAUCGCUUGAAUUUAGCUCUUGAAUUUGACACUUACUUGGAAGAGGAGUAUUCUAGUGGACAAUCCGGAUUUUGA